This is a messenger RNA of Micropterus salmoides (largemouth bass), 7415 nucleotides long. Its product is annotated as protein-lysine 6-oxidase. Gene Ontology annotation, molecular function: protein-lysine 6-oxidase activity; copper ion binding. Gene Ontology annotation, biological process: peptidyl-lysine oxidation. Lineage: Eukaryota; Metazoa; Chordata; Actinopteri; Centrarchiformes; Centrarchidae. The coding region runs from base 82 to 1236 and encodes 384 amino acids. The record is from RefSeq and is a predicted model, not a curated record. The transcript has 7 exons.
AGCAGCUGUGUGUGGGGGCAGAAGGAAACAGUUUCUUUUUGAAGAUUAUUAAUAACAUAAUAUAAUCAUUUAUUUCGAAUAAUGAAGGAACUCUCCCUCGACACCUUGCUGCUGUCUUUUGCACAUUUAUGGCUCCUCUGUUUUCUGGACGGGGCGCGCGCUCAGGAGGCUGCAGGUAAUGACGAUGCGCUCCAGCGGAGGUUGACAUGGCAACAUAACGGGCAGGUUUUUAGCAUCCUGAGUCACGGCGCUCAGUACCGGCCGUCCGGCAGGAGGCAAACCGUGUUGCCUCGCCGCAAUAACCCUGUGAUUGUUGUCAGCAGUGGUAACGACACGGUCCCUGCCGUGUCCCGGGGCUCCCCACGGGUCCCCGCCACCAGUAGUGCUGCGCAAUUGCGCGCAUUGAUACGUCAGCAGCAACGGUCGCCGCAGCCGCCGCCCGGCAGCGAGGGAGACUCUGCCACGGUCAGACGGGAGGAUAUGAUGGUCGGAGAUGAUCCGUACGACCCAUACAAAGCUUCUAACUAUUAUCCCUAUUAUAACUACUAUAACUCCUACUAUAGACCCAGACCCAGGACUCAGCCCCGACACGGAUACGGCACCAGCUACCACCAGAACGGUCUCCCUGAUCUGGUUCCUGAUCCAUACUACAUCCAGAUCGCCACCUACGUCCAGAGAGUACCCAUGUACAACCUCCGCUGUGCUGCUGAGGAGAACUGCCUCGCCUCUUCCUCUACUUACUCUCAGGAUUAUGACACCAGAGUUUUGUUGAGGUUUCCUCAAAGGGUGAAGAACCAGGGAACAGCUGACUUCCUGCCCAGUAAACCUCGAUAUGCCUGGGAGUGGCACAGCUGUCAUAAUCACUUCCACAGCAUGGACGAGUUCAGCCUGUAUGAGCUGCUGGACCCCCACUCUCAGAGGCAGGUCGCCGAGGGUCACAAGGCAAGCUUUUGUCUGGAGGACACUUCCUGUGACCCGGGAUACUACCGCCGCUUCGCCUGCACCUCACACACUCAGGGUUUGAGUCCAGGUUGUUAUGACACCUACAACGCUGACAUUGACUGCCAGUGGAUCGACAUCACUGACGUCACCCCUGGAAAAUACAUCCUCAAGGUGACUGUAAACCCCAGGCAGCAGGUUCCAGAAUCCAACUUUAAUAACAACGUGGUUCGUUGUGAUGUCCAGUACACCGGCACUGCUGCUCACGUCUCUGGAUGCACCAUGACAUCCUACUGAGAUGAAUUCUGCAAACAGGCAACGCUACAGAAGAAUAAAGCUCAAAGUUACAUGUGACUUAAAUAAUUCAAUUAUAACCUGAUUAGAGUAAAAACAGGCCGGGUUCUUUUAGUCUAAAUGAAGCCUGAUUUAAAGUUUUUCAAAUUAUUGAGGCAAAUAUUCAUGUUAGAAUUAAUGGAUGUGGGUUAAUGCUCCAGGAUUAAGUACAUUUACUCUUUACUUUUUGAAACCUUAGUAAGUUUAGAGCUUCUAGAUUGGGGUGCACCAGCUAUUUGUAAAUCCAUGACUAAGUUUGUGUUUAAAGUCUCUAAGAGCGUAAUAAAUACUAACUAGUUUCAAAUCACUGAUUUAACAUUUGAGGUAAGAAAUGUCUUGUCUAGUAAUGACUUUAGUGAUUUGUAAAUCUUUGCUAGGAACCAUCUGUAGCAGCAUCCAAUCAAAGUGAUCUAUGCAAACUGUAAAAUCACCAGCUGUAACUUAACUUUCAGUAUAAGGGGGGCAAACAUAUUAAAAUUUCCUGUCAGUCUGUUGUAAAUGUAGGUAUAUCUGCUUUAUUUAUAUCCAUAUUCAUCAUUUAAGGGGCAAGGCCAUUAGUGUUGUAAUUUUUGGAGGUCACACAGUUCAAAUAACAGAGUUGUGAAGCCAUCAGAUAACACAAUGAUUUUAAGUCCACAGAUAUAAUGAUUGGGCCAACAAAGCAUCUUGUGCUUUGAUUUUUGUAUAAUGGGCUGCUCAAGCAGAUCACAUAGUGAUUUCUACCGACGUUCUCGAUUAGUCAAAUUGAUCAAACUUUCUUAUCUCAGCUCAGUCGACGUCAGAAGUUCAGUCAGUCACAGCUUUACAGCGUGGGCACAGAAAGAUCUCUAUUAGUUAAACUAAAUUUUAUUCAUAUAGCUUCAUUGCAUAACAGACAUUAUCUCAUUUCACUUAAGUCCCCUGGUUGGCUUGUGCUAGAUUUGUGUCAAAUUCUCAUCAUAAAUAGCCCUGUUGAUUUUGCUCAAUAAGAAUACAGAAUCUCAACAAAAGACUGGUGUCUAAAAACUAUAUUGACAGGAAAGAGGCAGAGGACAUAACUGAGCUGGAGCGGUGCGUGCAGGGCAACAAAUUUUCAUUUAGAAAACACUUUAUAACUAAGCUAAGGGAAGUUUGAAUUUACAAACAGGUGGUGCAACUGAAUCCUGGAAUCUUACUUGAGGAUUUCUACUUUUCUUCCACUUCACUGCAGAGAAAAGUUCCACAUUUAUCUAAAACGCUGGAGUUACUGGUUAAUUACAUUUAAUUUACUUUGCAGAUUUAGUCUUUACAUUAAAUCUAAAAGAUAAGCAGUUUCUGUUUUCCAAAUGGGGGUACAAUUAUGGAAACUGACUGGGUCUAUUUCAUGAGAAACAAUCACAUACAUUGCCAAAAGUCAUAGGGUGGGGUUAAAAGUGAAUUUGUUAGUUAUAAAGCUUUCAGCCUUUAUAUUAUUUGUUUUUCUCUCUUUUGAUUCAGUUUUUUCAUUGUGUAUUUUAUUUUUCAAAAUGCAUCUUGAGAAUAGAAAAUAUUAUUACCUUAAUCUCUGAUCAGUGAGGUGAUAAAACCAUUUAUUAAUGAUCACAGAAUAAUAAUGGUAUCGUCCCAAAUAAAAAAACAGUUAUUUACAUGCAUGUUCUCUCUGGGCUUCCAUAGACUUCUUUUAAACAAUAUAUGAUAUAACUGACAUUUUUAUGCUAAUUUAAUGUUUAAAAAUGAGAAAUUGCACAAUGACAAUUUCUCAGAGAAAACUGACCCCAACAGUUUCUGUUUUAAACUUCCUGUAAGGAAUGUAAUUCAUGAAUAGUGUUUUUCUCUUCAUUAUUUGUCUUGUAGAGUAGAUCUUUGUGUUUUGGUGCUAAAGGUCUUUUUCACUUUGUGACAUUUUCUGUCCGCAAACUGAAUUUAACCAAAAAUCAGCAGCGGGAUACUAAAUGAGCUGCUGGACUACUGCUGGAAGUCACACUUACUAAUGUGUGUGUUUCUGUUGGUGAACAUUGUAACCUUGGUUCUCUGACUGUGCCCCAGUCUGAGAACCAAGAGAGGUAUCUCUCCACACACUUGCAUUUUCCAUAUUGACCCCAUUGAGGAAAUUGAUGUGAAUACCUCUUUAAGCCACACCAUUAAGUGUCCCAUGCAUUCACUGAUUAUCAGCGAUUUGAACGGUUUCAACGGCCUUGUCUCAAAGAGACUGUCUCUCCACACAGUAAUUCCAUAUGUACGGGAACUCUGUAAGACCCACCUAGAGUAGCUCCUCAAGUACUCCCAAGGAUCCCUGACCCUGGUUUUCAAAUGAAAAGUCCCUACCACCAGAGUGCUCUAAACAGUGCAUGUCAAAACAAACCCCCCCUGUGAAACUCACAUUUGUUGGCCAUUGACACUGCCAGGUGUGUCACUGGCCCAUAGCCUUAGGCCCCAACCACACUACUCCGUUUUAGUUUAUGGAGUAAAUGGAGAAUUAAAACGAAUAAGAUCUCCGUCCACACCAGUGUUUUAGCUGCGUAUCAGAGCUAAUCUCCGUCUACAUUACAACGACUGAAAACGAACAUCUAUUGGCCGUUCAGGUACACUGGGCAUAUGCGUGCCGGUGUAAACAUGAAGCAGAUGGUCAGUAGUUAGACUACAGAAGAUUUGACAAAAGAAUAAAGAAAUGCAGACAAAGAAUCAGACCAGAUUUUUUUUGCAUGCACCAAUAAUGAGAUGGGACUGUUUCUGAAUGUAACACGGGACAUUGGUGGCGGGAAACAUACUGGGAGUCGUUGCAAAGUAAACAGCGACAUGCACAGUAGCCUACAAUUUUAGGCAGAUAGGCCUAAUUGGUAUUUGCACGUACAGAAUAUUUUAAUAAAAAUACCAACUCAAAAACUCUGUUAGUAGCAUCGUGUUUCUGCUUUGCAUGACUUAUAAGACCCAAUCAGAGAGCCGAGCGUGAGCGUCUGCGUCAUCAUUUCUAAAUUCCUCCGUUUUUGACUGUCUUUACUAAAACGCCCUCCGGAGUUCCGAAAUGCAAAACGGGGUCGGCAACGUUUCCAAACUCCUCCGUUUUAGGUCUUUUUAGUCUGGACGGGAGGUGCAAACGUAACAAAAGGUCUCCGUUUUAAUUUGAAAACGCAUUAGUGUGGAUGGGGUCUUAAACAUGGCCAACAUUGCAAAGGUUUGGUGUGAAAGGAUAGAGGCCGUUCAGAUGGCCUGCACACAGCUAGGCCAACUGACAAGAAUACAAGACAUCUUGAUUAGCAUAUAGCAGCCGCACAAAUGUCAGAGGGGCUGGCGCCCUGCCACAAGGCCCAGGAUGUUUGGAAUGUGCCCUCAUUCCUACUCCCACCGGAGCGUCAGUACUAUUGUGCUCCUGCUGAAUUGUCUCUACAACCCAAUGACAUAACCUACUUUUAGAUACUGGCCAAGGCACUGGGUAAACAACCAGCUGGUCUUUUUCCUGAAUGCCUCUGUUCGUUGAAUGUAGACCUAAGGGCUCUGACUGGGCAUAUCCUGGAUCCCUCUUGAAACUCCUCACCCUCUCCCUUGGUGGGGCAGAGGGAUUGCAGCUCCACCAAAAGAUUCAGGUGAAAGUCUAGACAAAAAAUCGGCAUGGGAAGUUUUGGCCCAGGUGGCCCACCACAAUCGGAUGGACACCCCGCACCUAUAAACCAUCUAUGCUGUCCCCAUAAAUAUGUGUACCUACUGUAAUAUUCCCCCAAACUACUGUAAAGCUGAGUAGUAAGUUCUGUAGAUAAGUGUACCAGUGCAAGUGGAUCAGCGUACACAUUCACUUUUUACUGGUGAUCAGAGGUGGCCAUGAAGUACACAACUAAUACCCAAGUAGAAGUAAUUACAAGUAAGUAAUUGUCAAAGAGAAGAAACUCUGCUUGGAGUCACAGUAUCAUUUCCAAUUAGUAUUAGGUCCAGAAUUGUUGGAAUUCCCUAACAAAGCUGCAUAGUUUCAACAAAAAUAUACUGGGAAUGAGCAAAUAGCUGUUUAUUCAAUUAAUGGAUAGAUUUACCAGUUUUAUUAAGCGAUGUGAUUGGGCUGCCCACUGUCAGCGUAGAAAAUAACCCAAUGGGCCAUUACCUUUCCCUACUUUCUGGUCCAGUUGUUGGCCCAUUUUUACAUUUGUUUUUUACAAUUAAUAAAUAAAUGAAUUUAUAUUAUACCUGUCCACUAAGCAAAUGCCCAGUAUGCCAGAUAACCAGUCCAGCCCUGCUGCACAGUGUAAGCCUCUGAGAACCUUUCAGGAACUGUGAGAUUAAGCUGCAGUCACCCUUAGCCAGCAUAUUACCCCCCAAUAUGGUGAUUGCUGUUAAACCCCAAGGGUUGAACGUAAUUUACUUCCCUCAAGUAGCCCCUGCAGAUACCGGAGCGCCUCUGGAGCUGUGGAAACUCAGUUCGCCCAUUGAUUUAUUUUAAAUUUUCUAGUCCUAUUAUUAUUAUUGUCAAUAUUACCAUCAUUAUUAGUACCAUUAUUCAUUUUCUGUCUGUACCACUACCACUUUACUGUAUUUCUGUCUGCAUAUUAUGUUGGCAUUGCCCCCAACCAGUCAAGGCAGCCCACCCUGAGUCACUGUUGUGUUCUACCACCUAAAAAGGAGUUUUCCUUGCCUGUGUUACCAAGUGCUUGGUCAUGGUGGAAAUGUUGGGUCUCUGUUAAUAAUAUUACAAAAAGUAUGGUCUAAACCCACCCAAUAUGAAACAUUUAAUGAAAUAACUUUUGAUUUGAAUUGGGGCUAUAUAAAUAAAAGAAAACUGAAUUGAAUUUAUGGUGCUUGAGCACUCUGCAUGGUCUGAACCACUGACUGCGCAAGCUCCAUGCCUAAAAGACCACGCUUCUCAGGGGCCAGGCCCAGAGUUUGAGCUCAUGUGGAAAGGGAUUGAAUUGGAUCCCCAGUGCCUGACUCAGAAGGUCCUGGUGAAUACGAUGUUCCGAUGGCCACCCAUCCAAGAGAGGUGUCACCCCUGAGAAGCAUGUCAUGUGAGGCUAGUUCUGGGCCACCAGGAUCAACCUAACCUGGUCAGAAGGAGACUGAAUAGACAGAAAGGGUACAACAGCCCCUGAGACCAUUGGUGUGCUAUAGCACUGCUGCCAGCAUGCUGUCCAUUUUUACAAGCAGUUGAUGAUGGCCCUUCAGACUGCAAGGUGCAGAAGGGCUUGAUAUUCUAGCUCUUCCAGGACCAAUUUAAGCCCCUACUGGUGCCCUUGCCAUCAUGGAUUGCAUCCAAUCCCACCAGGGAUGCAAUCACAGAGACUACCUGGCGAUGCAGUACUGGACCGAACAUAGUUCCUUUGGAUAUGUCGGCUGGGGUUUUCCCACAACACACACAGCCUCUUGGUGAGCAGCACUGUGGCCUGCAGGUGUCUCUAUAGGCAAGGUCCCAGGCGCAAGAGAUCCCUUUGAACCAGACACAUGUGCACAAGAGCCAGUGGCACCACUUGUGCUUACGCUGCCAUAAGGCCCAGGGAUAGACAAAGCCUCCAAGUAACCAUGGUUCCCAGCCGAAAAUGAGUAAAACUGAUUUUGAGGGAUUCCUGCCUCUUGAGUCAGUGUUACAAACACAGCCCUAAUAUCCAACCACAUGCCUAGAAACAGGUUGAUGACGUUGAUGCACAGUCCCAUCCUCCGGAUGUGUGCCAAUAGCACCAAUGUAUGGCGAUGACACUGUCUGAGCACAUAUCAACCAAUUGUUGCGGGUUCAGGAUCCUACUGUUGCAGAGGCCCCAGCACCACAUCUAUACAUCUGAUGAAGGUGCUGGGAGAUAGUGAGAUGCUGAACAGGACAACACAGUACCAUUCAGCAACGGUAAGACUUAUUUUUCUAAUCUUUCUUCCAAACUUGAAGUUGAUAGUCACGUCUCCUACUAUAGUAAAAGUCAGUGAAUCAGUGAAUACAUGCACACCUCUGCCUUAUAAGCCUGAGCAUGGGCCACAUAUGUGGUAUUUCUUAAAGAAGUAUUCAUGUCACCUGUCUGUUCUCGUACAACUUUGUGGUGAGAUAAUCUCGAUAUGAUAGAGAACACUGUAUAGGGUGUUUAUACAGAGUGCACAGUGUGUUUACUUAUACUUGACAACCUGUAACCACACAUACCUGCAGAGCUGUAUAUAAGCAAGCUCACAUCUCAUGUUAUAAACCUGCAUUAUUGCUUCCUAUUACGUUAAUAAAGCUUGCUUGAAUG